UUGUUGACGAAAUCAAGACCAUAAUCAAAUUUUGGUUAGAAAAAGGAGUAGCGGGAAUGCGGAUCAGUGCAGUCAACUACGUUUUUGAAGCUGACAAGGACAUGUAUGGCGGACAUUACCCUAAUGAACCUCCAACUGGAAAGCCAGACGUUGGCACUGACGAUUAUGGCUAUUUGGAUCAUAUUUAUACAAAGGAUUUAGAAGAAACAUAUGAACUUGUGUCGCAAUUUAGAGAAAUUUUUGACGCUAUUUCAGUAAGGGACAAUAUGACAAGAAUAAUGAUAACAGAAGCACACACGAGCAUCAAAAAUGUAGUACGCUAUUACGGUGAAGGCAUGCACCUUGGAGCCCAAAUUCCUAUGAACUUUGUCUUUGUUGACGACGUGGACAAAGAAUCAGACGCAAGAGAUAUCACAUAUACCACUGAUAAAUGGAUGACUUAUAAGCCGAUGAAAAGGCCUGCUAACUGGGUUACUGGCAAUCAUGAUACGAGUCGGUUGGCUUCAAGAUUCAGAUCAGAGCUGGUGGACGCUUUUAAUAUGCUUGUUUUACUGCUGCCUGGAAUUGCUUUCACGUACAUGGGUGAAGAAAUAGGAAUGGUAAAUGGAUUCGUGUCGUGGAGCGAAACGAAGGAUCCCCUGGCAUGCAACACGGACGACCCUGUGAAUUUCAUCAAUGUGUCCCGUGACCCAGUCCGGACGCCGUUUCAAUGGAGAAACUACAAAAAUGGAGGAUUUUCUACAGCGGCAAAGACGUGGCUUCCAAUCGCGGACGGUUUCGAGAGUCUCAACGUGGCUCAACAGCGUUCAUCCGUUCGUUCUCACUAUCAAGUUUAUAGGACUUUAACUAGUCUACGAUUGCGUCCUGCUUUCAAGCUAGGACGAUUUGAAUCACUCGCUUUGAAUAAUGACGUUUUUGGAUUCAAGAGGUUAGCUGCCUUAUCCUUUUCAGUAAAAGAUAUUAUCGUGUGAAAAUACUCACUACUGUUAACAAUGUGUAAUGCAAUUUAUCGAAAUACUCGAAAGUACCAUCAAUAAAGACACCUGUUAACAUUUGUUAAAGGGCUCAUCACUCAAUGUGUGCACAUGAAAAGAUAAGUUUAGUGACUACUUGGCUGGAUAGCGAUUAUAAGUAGAAUCCACAAAAGGACUCUAUGUGCUAAGGC
This is a messenger RNA of Hyposmocoma kahamanoa, 1165 nucleotides long. RefSeq names its product maltase 2-like. The coding region runs from base 57 to 971 and encodes 304 amino acids. The record is from RefSeq and is a predicted model, not a curated record. Lineage: Eukaryota; Metazoa; Arthropoda; Insecta; Lepidoptera; Cosmopterigidae. Gene Ontology annotation, biological process: carbohydrate metabolic process. The transcript is spliced from 6 exons.